CUGAGAUCACAAUUUCAUUGUAGCGAAGGCGACAGAUACGUGAAGGUGGCAUGGAAAGAUGUCAAGGUGGGUGACCUGGUUCACCUCUCGAACAACGAACUGGUACCAGCCGAUCUCUUGCUUCUGCGAAGCAGUGAUCCUCAGGGAUUAGCUUAUCUCGAUACAUGCAAUCUGGAUGGCGAAUCGAAUCUAAAGCAACGUCAGGUUGUCAGGGGUUUUCUCGAUCUGCAGGAUACCUUUCAGCCUUCCAAGUUCCGAUCGGUAGUCGAAGUCGAUCAGCCAAGUACUAGAAUAUAUAGGUUUCACGGCGCCGUGGUGCACCUGGACGGCGGCAGAGUACCCGUAUCCACGGAGAACCUUUUGCUCAGAGAAUGCGUUUUAAAGAAUACUGAUUUUGUUGAAGGUAUAGUCAUAUAUGCAGGUCACGAAACCAAAGCGUUGCUGAAUAACGGCGGACCCAGAUACAAGCGUUCCCGUUUGGAAAAGCACAUGAAUCGGGACGUAAAGUGGUGCGUAGUGAUAUUGGUGGCACUGUGCCUAAUCGGUGCAUGCGGCUGCCGAUUAUGGCUAGCCACGUAUACGGACACCAAGGCGAUACCGUUUCUGCCGGUGCUGCAGGAGCCACUCUACGAGAGCAUGUUGACCUUCUGGACCUUCGUCAUAAUAUUCCAAGUGAUGAUACCGCUCAGUCUGUACGUGACGAUCGAGAUGGCUAAGGUGGGACAGGUGUACCACAUCGGCCACGACCCGGCCCUCCACGACACGGAAACUGGUCGUAAGGCCGAGUGCCGUGCGCUGAAUAUCACAGAGGAACUAGGCCAAGUACAGUACGUCUUUUCCGACAAGACCGGCACUCUUACGGAAAACAAAAUGCUAUUUAGGAGAUGCGCAGUGGGCGGCCAGGAUUAUUCACACAUGGGCGACAACGAGAAUCUGCUUCCGUGCGCGCGGCUUAAGGAGGACCUGCUCAUAGGUACAUUUCGACAUCGCUUACAGGAAUUUCUUAUUGUCUUAGCCACGUGUAACACGGUUGUUGUAAAUUCUCAACCGCAUCACGAUAUUAUGAACUCUAGCGGUGUCAUCGAGGAACCUCAGAAAAACGGCAUUGGCCCGACGAGAACGACGGAAUUAAGUACAAAUUCAUUUCCGACCGCUGCUUCACCGCCAAUACCGAUGUCUCCGAAGAAUGGAACCAUUCGCACAUUAUCUCCAGUAUCGCCGGUGAUCAGUACGGCGAACACGUUUGACGACACGUCCAAAUUCCCGUUUAAACUCAGCAGGCCAAAGUUGUUGAAUGUAACUUCGAUACCGAGUUUAGGCAUCGGGCUGUUGGGAGGGCGCAAGCAAUCGCCGGAUGGCUCGAAGAGACGUAGCCCGCUGAACCCAGUAGACAUGAGAAAUGGCGAUGGUGAGCUGCUGCCGAGCCCGGCGAUCUACGAGGCGGAGAGUCCGGACGAGCUAGCACUCGUGCACGCGGCGCGCGCUUACGAUGUCAAGCUGGUGAAACGUACGCCCCGCAGCGCGAUCGUGUCCUUCCCGGACAAGUCCACAUUAGCCUUUGAGAUACUGCACGUAUUGCCAUUUGACUCGAACAGGAAACGUAUGUCGGUGCUGUUGAGGCAUCCGCACACUCGUGAGAUUGUGCUAUACAUCAAAGGUGCCGACACGACAAUGUUGCCGUUGCUGUCAGCGAGUGACGAGAACACCGUCGCCGCGACCAACAUCCGUCAGUAUCUACAAUCAUAUGCCCGUCAAGGAUUGCGCACCUUGGUGAUGGCACGAAGAACGCUGAGCGAGCAAGAAUACGAGACGUGGCGGCAGAAACACAACGAGGCGGAGCUGGCGACGGAGAAUCGCGAGCGUCGUGUACGCGAUACGUACACCAGCUUGGAGUCACAUUUGACACUCUUGGGGGCGACCGGCAUCGAAGACAAAUUGCAAGCCGGUGUGGCCGAGACAAUGGCCGCCCUUGUCGGUGCUGGGAUUGUGGUGUGGGUUUUGACAGGUGACAAACCGGAGACCGCAGUAAACGUGGCAUACUCGGCGCGUCUUUUUUCGCCGGCUAUGCAGUUGCUGCAGCUACAGGCGAGAUCUAAAUCUGUGGCCGAGACGCUUAUACGUGGCUAUCUGGAGUCGGUACGCAGGGAAAGCAUGAAUAACGCAGCUCAUACGCAGCAGCAGGGAUCGACAAAUAUUACGCACUCGACUGUGAUGUAUAAUCACGAUCUUGCGGAAAGAGAUGCGCAUAGAAUAGGCAGCCCAUGGCCGCGACAACGCGCACUUGUCAUAGAUGGCAAGACGUUGACCGUGAUCCUUGAUCCGCGAUCGGAUCUCACCGGCCCGUUUCUAGAACUCACGAAAACGUGUUCUAGUGUUUUAGCCUGUCGCACUACGCCAUUGCAAAAGGCAUACAUAGUCCGUAUCGUUAAAAAACAAUUGGGAAUGAGGACGUUAGCGAUCGGCGAUGGUGCAAAUGAUGUUAGUAUGAUACAAACUGCCGACGUGGGCGUAGGUAUCUCAGGUCAGGAAGGCACGCAGGCAGUGAUGGCAGCGGAUUUUGCGAUUUCCCGUUUUCCCAUGCUCAGCCAACUUCUUCUUGUCCACGGACAUUGGUGUUACGAUCGUCUCGCCAGAAUGAUUUUAUACUUCUUUUAUAAGAACGCCACGUUCGUCUUCCUUAUAUUCUGGUUUCAGUUGUACUGUGGCUUCUCCGGUGCCGUAAUGAUGGACCAAAUAUACUUAAUGCUAUAUAACUUACUGUUCACCUCGCUACCGCCUCUCGCUUUGGGCAUUUACGAUCGGGUUGCCACAUCUCAUGUAUUACUCUCAGCGCCAGAUUUAUAUAAAAGAGGACGCUUAGGACUAGUCUAUCAAACGUACUCCUUCUGGAUUACGAUCAUUGAUGCUCUGUAUCAAAGCAUCGUCAUCUUCUUCAUUACAAAAGCUGUUUAUUAUGACUCAACUAUUGACAUAUGGGAAUUUGGUACAACUAUUAUGACGGCGUGUAUCGUCGUUAUGCUGCUUUAUGCUGCCAUAGAAACUAGAUCUUGGACUAUAAUUCAUAUUGGUGCCAUCAUGGGUUCCUUGGGCGUAUUCUUUGGAUUUUGUCUAUUUUAUAAUGCUGUUUGCGUCAAUUGUAUGGGUUUACCCGGAUCCUAUUGGAUAAUGGAAAAGGCUGUUACACGGCAUAUGUACUGGCUUACAGUGAUACUUACAUCAGUCCUUGCUUUGAUGCCUAGAUUAAUAUACAAAGCUGUCGCCGUUAUUGCGCCGGGCACUAUGCAAAUCGUCUCGCUCAACAUCGCUGCAAAGAGCGGCACGCAAGUUCGUCGGCAACGUAUUAGUCAAAGAGGCGAAGUCAACUUUAUUGCUGGAUGGUCACGCUCCUCACAGCACGCUACCAUCAGACCUGGCACGUAUAGCAGCAAAAGCGACGCUCUCACAACCAUCGUCGCGUAACAAUCAUCAAGAUGAAGCGUGUCUAUCUCAUUAACGUUGAAAGUCAGCAAAAAAAAAUGGGAAACAUCUUUAUUGUCGCGAUUCUCUACGAGAUGUUCUACGUCUUCUUUCGCCAAUCUGGAAAAUCUUCUCUGACUUCACUGACGGUUAUUCGCCUUGAUCCUUGACAAUCUUGUUAUAUCCUUCUCGUAGGUCAUUAUAGUUGUAGUUACUAAGUAAAUAUACGCGAAAGGAAAGUUAGCUAACGGUUGAUGUAGUUAGACGUGAAUAAUAUGUCAUGUUUUGUCGACUAUCAAAUCAUAUGAUGCAAAUUAAGAAAUGCGAAAACGUUGAAAAAACACAACGCGCACGUCAUCGUCGUCAUCGUCGUCGUUGUUCUCGUUCUAGAUAUUUCACGAUAACGCUCGUUUGAUUGCCAUACCUUAUACGAGUUCUCGCGGCUGAUGAUUUUAAAUCGAGUGGCCUUAUUAUCUCAGAUCGUUCACUCAUUUAAUGGCUGUGACUUCUAGGGACCAAGACUGUUGAUUGAAUCGCAGGCAAUCGAAGGUUUAUUCGGCGACUUUGAGUGAAAGUCUACGCGCUAUCCUCGACCAUUUUUCUCGACCAGAACUUCAUCCACAACUUUAUUAUUUUUGAAUGAAUCAUAUGAAAGAAACAUAUGAACAUGUAUCGAACAUUCUGUUUAUUUUCAAAAAUAAAUGUACAAAGAUGUUAUAUACAGGGUGUUCAUUUGAAAACUUUCCAGCUAAUUAUCUCGAAAACUAUGAAAGAUAUUAAAAAAGCUAAAACACGUGUUCCAUGAUUUCGAAGGAGAAAGAGAAUAGCAUUAUCAGUUUUUUAUUUAGAGGACAUUUUCAAGAUCAGUUGAAGGUUAACUUAAUUUUUUUAAAUAGAA
Harpegnathos saltator (Jerdon's jumping ant) is the source of this 4354-nucleotide messenger RNA. RefSeq names its product probable phospholipid-transporting ATPase VA. Gene Ontology annotation, molecular function: magnesium ion binding; ATP hydrolysis activity; ATP binding. Gene Ontology annotation, cellular component: plasma membrane. The transcript has 14 exons. Gene Ontology annotation, biological process: phospholipid translocation. The annotation marks the transcript as partial. The record is from RefSeq and is a predicted model, not a curated record. Lineage: Eukaryota; Metazoa; Arthropoda; Insecta; Hymenoptera; Formicidae.